UCCUCCCUCCGUCAUGAAAUCCGUGUCGUACACCUCGUCGCCUUAACCAAAAACAAAAGAAAACAAAAAUUCCUUUCAUUUUCUUCUUGUGCUGCUUUUCUUUCUUCAUCUUCUUCUUUAGACUUUGCAGCUUCGAUGGUGUAGAGAGAGAAGAGCGGAACCAUUUUGUUUCCUUCCCACCCUUUCCCAUUCUCCAAUCCAUCAUAGCCAUAUCCGCCGCUGAAAACGGUUAACAUUUUGUUGACUGAUGCUCUCUUCUUUCCCUCCCUAAUUCCACUUUACACUGUCUUCUCUCUGUUCUUUUCCCCACUGUUUCGCCGGCUUCUAGCUGCCGUCUGCCGCUUCAAUGAUGCUCCGCUCCUGUCAUCUCACGAGUGGGUUUUGAUAUUGGUGGGAGAGAACCGAAGGGUUAUUUUUUUUCGGGCCAUUUGUCUGAGAGUUGGUUGCUGUUUUAGGGGGUCGGAAGUAAGGUAAGGUUGGAAGAGGGAAAUGGGUGAUACGGAAGAUAGGAGCACUGAAGUGAUGCAGCGGUUGCAAUCUUCGUUCGGGACUACUCAGUCUUCUUCUUCGAUGUUAAAGCAGCAGCCUUUUUCAUCGGGGAAGCAGCUUGAUAUCCCUCCUUUGAGUCAAAACCAAAUGCGGACGAGGCAUUUCGCUCAGUUUGCCCAGCAGGGUUUUGGCGGGGAUAACAGCAGUAAUGGUAGCAAGAGAGUUGGGAUUCCACCUUCACAUCCCAACCAGAUCCCACCCAUUUCGCCUUUCUCUCAGAUCCCAGUGUCUAACAGGCCAAUCAACCAGCAAAUGGGUUCACAGAGUUACAGCCCUGGUCGCGGUCAUUCACGAUCCUUGUCACAGCCGUCUUCGUUCUUCUCACUUGAUUCUCUGCCUCCUCUGAGCCCUGCAUCAUUCAGAGACCAUUCCCCCACUACUGCUGUUUCAGAACAUAUGUCGACUGAUGCUUCAAUGGAGGAUAGGGAUGGGAACUCUCACACUUUAUUGCCACCAUCGCCGUCGCCUUUUAGCCGGGCAGGUACUCCUCGAGUUGGUGAGAGUUUGCCUCCUAGGAAGGCUCAUAGGCGGUCUAAUAGUGAUAUCCCAUUUGGGUUUAGUGGCGUGAUGCAGUCUUCCCCGGGACUUGUUCCAUUGAGAGGGACAGCUGGUUUUGGUAAACCAGAUCAGUCGGUGAAGAGGGAGUGGGAGAAAGGUGUUGAUAGCAAUGAAGAAGGGGCGGGGGAGAGGAAAUCUGAAGGUGAAGUUGUGGAAGAUUUGUUUUCUGCGUAUAUGAAUUUGGACAACUUUGAUGCGUUGAACUCAUCUGGGACAGAUGACAAGAAUGUUACUGAGAAUCGUGAGGAUUUAGAUAGCAGAGCUAGUGGAACCAGGACCAACGGGGAUAGCAGUGAUAAUGAGGCCGAGAGCAGCAUGAAUGAAAGUGGGAGCAGCUUUCCGAGAGGAGGAUUGAGUUCUUCAGUGGAGAGAAGGGAAGGGGUUAAAAGGAGUGCUGGAGGGGAUAUUGCUCCAACUUCAAGACAUCAUAGAAGUGUUUCCUUGGAUAGUUUCAUGGGGAAGUUAAACUUUGGUGAUGAGUCCCCAAAGCUUCCUCCUUCACCGGGGCCUCUUCCAGGACAAUUAUCUCCUACUAGCUCGAUUGACGGGAGCACCUUUAGUUUGGAUUUCGGUAAUGGAGAGUUCAACAAUGUUGAACUGAAGAAAAUUAUGGCGAACGAGAAACUUACUGAGAUUGCUUUAACUGAUCCAAAGCGUGCAAAGAGAAUUUUAGCAAAUCGUCAAUCUGCUGCUCGUUCUAAGGAAAGGAAGAUGAGAUACAUUUCAGAACUGGAGCACAAGGUGCAGACUCUUCAGACAGAAGCUACUACAUUGUCUGCCCAGCUUACUCUAUUGCAGAGAGAUUCUGUUGGACUUACAAAUCAGAAUAAUGAACUGAAGUUUCGUCUACAAGCCAUGGAGCAACAGGCACAGCUUCGAGAUGCUCUCAACGAAGCUUUAACUGCUGAGGUUCGACGACUGAAGAUCGCCACUGCUGAAAUGAACGGCAACAGCUUCGAUGCAUCCAAAGGCAUGGUUCCACAGCAGAUGUUCCAGCAGCAGCAGCAGAUGUCCUCCCAGCGCAACACCCAUCAAUUGCAGCAGCAGCAGCAGCAGGAACAACAGAAUGGAACAAACUCGAAAUCAGAAGCUAGCCAGUAAAUGCAAAUUCAUUCAUUAAGUUUCUUUGUAUCCCCACCGGCGGUGGUGAUUAGAGAUUCCCCACAUCUUUCUUCGACCCCUUCUGGCAUAUCAAUCUUUUGCUGCAAUCAAUGGUUAUUCAUAUAUACAGGCGUUCUUCGUAUUAUAUAUUUUAUUACAUGUUAGAUGGUAUAGUCAAAUGAGUACAGCUCAUAUUCGUUUAUGUACUUAUAUUUUAUUAUAUUUACAUAUCCAUAUAUAUCAAGUAAAACGGUUUGUCUGUUGAAGAUGUUGUAUGGUUUUGGUUCGAGCAUGAAGACAGAAAUUGCAGAAGUUUAUAAUAACAAGUUGUUUUUUUUUGGAUAAUCAAUAAUAACAAGUUGUUAGUUGUACGUUCUUUCAAUAACGGUUAUUCUUUUCAUUUUUCUAUGGUUUUUCUU
Linum tenue is the source of this 2627-nucleotide messenger RNA. The record is from the annotation of a GenBank genome assembly. NCBI's taxonomy places the organism in Eukaryota, Viridiplantae, Streptophyta, Magnoliopsida, Malpighiales, Linaceae.